This is a messenger RNA of Cicer arietinum (chickpea), 1978 nucleotides long. Its product is annotated as probable anion transporter 5. Gene Ontology annotation, biological process: transmembrane transport. The record is from RefSeq and is a predicted model, not a curated record. Gene Ontology annotation, molecular function: transmembrane transporter activity. Lineage: Eukaryota; Viridiplantae; Streptophyta; Magnoliopsida; Fabales; Fabaceae.
AGUAACAACACAAGCACCCACCCACCCACCCUCUCGAUUCUUUCAUUCCGUCUCUGCAGCCACAUUCAGCCGUUGAGUUUCACAGUCUUCAUAGUUGACCUAAACCUGUAAACCAAAUAAAAAAUAAAUCACAUCACAAAAUUAUCAGAAACACAACACUCACGUUCACAAUUACAACACUCACGUUCACAAUUACAACACUCAUGUUCAUUUAUUGAGUUGUUGUAAUUGUCAUUCAUAAUAACUAAUAAUGACGACGACGACGAUGAUGAAACUCCCAACUCGUUACCUAAUUGUAAUCCUAACCUUCAUCUGCACAUCAGUCUGCUACAUAGAACGCGUUGGUUUCUCAAUCGCAUACACCGUCGCCGCCGACGCCGCCGGGGUCAACCAAUCAACAAAAGGAACAAUCCUCUCCACCUUCUAUUACGGUUACGCUUGUUCCCAAGUUCCCGGCGGUUACUUUGCUCAAAAAAUUGGCGGUAGAAAAAUCCUCCUCCUCUCAUUCCUCUUAUGGUCCUUAACUUGCGCACUCCUUCCAUUAGAUCCAAACAGAACCUUAAUCCUUGUAACCGCUCGCUUACUAGUUGGUGUAGCGCAAGGUUUUAUUUUCCCUUCUAUUCACACUGUUCUCGCUCAGUGGGUCCCACCUCACGAAAGAUCUAGAUCCGUUUCGUUAACUACUUCUGGUAUGUAUCUUGGUGCUGCUCUUGGAAUGUUGUUUCUUCCUAGUUUGGUUAAGUUGAAAGGUCCUCAAUCUGUUUUUUUAGCUGAAGCUUUUUUAGGGUUUCUUUGGUCUUUGCUUUGGUUUAAAUUUGCUUCUGAUCCUAAAGCUUCUGCUUCUGGUGCUGGCGAAUCCAUUUUGCCUGUUAAUAAGAAAAUUGAUACAAGAGUUGAGAAAAAUACUAGAAUUGGUGGAAUUGAGAAAAGUGGAAUUGGAAUUCCUUGGGUUAAGAUUAUGACCAGUUUACCUGUUUGGGCUAUUGUGGUUAAUAAUUUUACUUUUCAUUAUGCAUUGUAUGUGUUAAUGAAUUGGUUGCCAACUUAUUUUGAAUUAGGGCUUAAGCUUAGUUUACACGAAAUGGGUUCGUCGAAAAUGUUGCCUUAUCUUAAUAUGUUUGUUUUUUCAAACAUUGGUGGUGUUGUUGCUGAUUAUUUGAUUACGAGGAGGGUGAUGUCUGUGACUAUGACGAGGAAGUUUUUGAACACGAUUGGAUUUUUAGUUGCUUCGUUUGCCCUGAUUGUGAUACCGAAUUUUAGAACUUCUGGUGGUGCUGUGUUUUGUUCUUCUGUGGCGCUUGGUUUUUUGGCGCUUGGUAGAGCUGGGUUUGCGGUGAAUCAUAUGGAUGUUGCUCCGAGGUAUGCUGGGAUUGUGAUGGGUGUUUCGAAUACGGCUGGUACUUUGGCUGGUAUUGUUGGUGUUGAUCUUACUGGGAAACUACUUGAAGCUGCUAAGGCUUCUGAUUUGAAUCUAUCCAGUCCCGAAAGUUGGAGGGCGGUGUUUGUCAUUCCGGGAUUUUUGUGCGUUUUUAGUUCUGUGAUAUUCUUGCUGUUUUCUACUGGGGAGAGGAUUUUUGAUUGAGGUAGCAUUGUAACCUUCUUUGAUUGUUGAAUCAUUGAUUCGAUCAUGUGCUCUUAUUAUAUGAUGGAGAUUUUAAUUUUUAUUAUAUCUCCAUGUCAUGUCAUUCAUUCUUGGAUAGGAGAGGUGAUGUACAAAGCUCCACAGCCGGAUUGUAUUAUCAAGGAUAUGAAUUUGUUAUAAUCACUAUUAUGAUUUUUUUCAACUUGUACUAUUUCUAGUUAGUAAAAGUUACAGUUCAGUUGUAUCACCAAUGAUUCUUGGGUGUUUCUUUAUGCCUUGGAUGAAACUCAUUUUAUCAUUAUUAUGAUUAAAACAUUGUGCAUUUCACAUUUUGACAUAUGUACUUUGUUAUUGGUGGAUUAAAUUGGAAAGGCGAUGUUGCAAGCAUUUUCCUCC